Molecule: messenger RNA, 2125 nt
Organism: Menidia menidia (Atlantic silverside)
Lineage: Eukaryota; Metazoa; Chordata; Actinopteri; Atheriniformes; Atherinopsidae
Source: the annotation of a GenBank genome assembly
UCCGCUGUCAGGGCUGUUGAUCACGUGGUGUGCGAGCUGCUCAGCUGACUGGCUGGCUGCCGGGAGAGGAACGAGGAAGAGGAGAGAAGAUGGAAGGCAACAGAGACGAGGCGGAAAAGUGUAUGAAUAUAGCCACCAAAGCUCUCGAAGCAGGUGACAAAGAGAAAGCGGUGAAGUUUCUAAACAAAGCGGAGAAGCUCUACCCGACUGACAGAGCAAAAGCUUUGCUGGAAGCAUUAACGAAGAAUGGGAGCUCGGCAGGCGCUGGUGCAUAUCGCAGGAAACCAGCAGAGAGAUCAGAAACGACGGGAGGCCGGCCAGAAGAAGGCGGUCAAGAAUCCAGAGCUGCAGAAUCUAAGGGCUUCACUAAAGACCAGGUUGAAGGUGUACAAAGAAUAAAAAAGUGUAAGGACUAUUACGAAGUGCUCGGUGUCAACAAAGAGGCCAAUGAAGAUGAGCUUAAGAAAGCGUACAGGAAGCUUGCUCUCAAAUUCCAUCCUGACAAAAACCACGCGCCUGGAGCAACGGAAGCGUUUAAAAAGAUCGGCAACGCUUAUGCAGUGCUUAGCAACCCAGAGAAAAGGCGGCAGUAUGACCUGACGGGAGGAGAGGAGCCAAGCAGUCCAAGCCAGUCACGAGGAAACGGCUUUGACUUCCACAGGGGCUUCGAGGCAGAUAUCACUCCUGAGGACCUCUUCAACAUGUUCUUUGGAGGCAGCUUCCCUUCCUGUAAGAUAAUUACAGACCGUUAUGCAUCUGACCUCAGCCGUAAUGGUUUGUCCACAGCAAAUGCACAUACUUUCACAAACGGCAGGACAAGUUACAGCCAUCAGACGGACUAUCGGCAAGAGAGAACAGAGGAAAGAGGAGACGGUGGAUUCUCAAUGUUUAUCCAACUGAUGCCCAUCGUGGUCCUGAUUUUAGUGUCAAUACUGAGCCAGAUGAUGGUGUCCCCGCCCCCCUACAGCCUCUAUUCCAGACCGUCCACGGGCCAGACUGUAAAAAGACAGACAGAAAACCUGCGUGUCGACUAUUACGUCAGCAGGGAUUUCAAGUCUGAAUUUAAGGGCUCAGCUCUGCAGCAAAUUGAAAAAAAUGUAGAAGAGGACUAUGUAACAAAUGUUAGAAAUAACUGUUGGAAGGAGAGACAGACAAAAACAGACCUGCUUUAUGCUGCUAAGGUGUACAGGGAUGACCGCAUGCGCAAGAAGGCAGAACUCAUGACCAUGGAUAACUGCAAGGAGCUGGACAGACUUAAUAACUUGUUUAGAGGUGGAUGAGCUGACUUCUUUUAGAACAUUUUAAUGUAUAUGAAUACAUGUGUAGUAUCCUUUUUUCUUUUCUUUUUUCUUUUUUUUUUAAGGAAAAGUCUAUACACUAGGAGCAAAAACUUAAUGAAGUAACGUAGCUCUGUUAUUGAAGUCCGACAAUGUUUCCCUCCUGCCAAAUUCUUUUCUUCACUUCUAGCCUGACUCUGGGAAUCGCCUUGUUGCAUCAUAUUGAGUCAGUCAACACACUGUAGAAAGUCCUCCUUCUUCUUUUUCUCUCCUUUCAAUACUUGUGUUUUCCUCAGAGUGAGGACAGAGAUACUUGAUUGUAAAGCUAUGUGCUUUAGGUCGCAUGAACUGGAGAGGCAUUCUGCACAAGCAAAAAUAAGGUGUGAGGAACAAAAAAAAAACAGCAACAGCUUUUUUGCAUCAUCUGCUUGUCAUAACUGAAAGACGUUGAUAGGAGCACCUGGAGGUGCUGUCUUCCAGCCAGAACUAUAUGCUGAAGGGGGAAAAGAGACGAACAGAAUGCCUGUUUUAGCUUCCUGCUCAUCUCAACUUGCGGAUGAAGAUCACUGGAUCAACGAGAGUGGCUUUGAUACUUAAACGUUUCAAUAACCACUGGAAACUGUGAAGCUGGUUGGGACUAAAGAUGAAUGAACAGUGAAACUGUUAUUCACAAAUGGUUGUAAAUUUUCAUUUUUGAAUGUUUGAAGUCAAAGAAGUUAUUUAAGUAAUUAUAGAAGAAACAAUGUUUUUCUUCAGUGCUUGGCUAAUCAUUUAAAUAAAGUGAAAUUGUCACCAUGGAUUGGAUGUUAUUGUCUCAGUGAAUAUGACAUAAAAUACGCAAAUGCUGA